This is a messenger RNA of Colletotrichum karsti, 621 nucleotides long. Its product is annotated as 60S ribosomal protein L17. The transcript is spliced from 4 exons. Gene Ontology annotation, cellular component: ribosome; cytosolic large ribosomal subunit. The record is from RefSeq and is a predicted model, not a curated record. Gene Ontology annotation, biological process: cytoplasmic translation. NCBI's taxonomy places the organism in Eukaryota, Fungi, Ascomycota, Sordariomycetes, Glomerellales, Glomerellaceae. Gene Ontology annotation, molecular function: structural constituent of ribosome.
UUGCCAGCCCAGACGACGACACCGACGCCGAAACCAUCACCACACCCAACGAUCAAGAUGGUUCGCUACGCUGCGCACGAGAUUGCCCCCGCGAAGUCGGCCCGCGCCCGCGGUUCCUACCUCCGUGUGUCCUUCAAGAACACUCGUGAGACCGCCCAGGCCAUCAACGGCUGGAAGCUCCAGCGCGCCGUCAAGUUCCUCGAGAACGUCCAGGAGAAGGCUGAGGCCGUCCCCUUCCGCCGCUUCGCCGGUGGCAUCGGCCGCACCGCGCAAGGCAAGCAGUUCGGUGUCUCCCGCGCCCGCUGGCCCGUCAAGUCCGCCGAGUUCCUCCUCGGCCUCCUGAAGAACGCCGAGUCCAACGCUGACGCCAAGGGCCUCGACACCGGCAACCUUGUCGUCAAGCACAUCCAAGUCAACCAGGCUCCUAAGCAACGGAGACGCACAUACCGUGCCCACGGUCGCAUCAACCCCUACAUGUCCAACCCCUGCCACAUCGAGCUCAUUCUCACCGAGGGCGAGGAGGUCGUCCAGAAGUCCGACGCCGUCGCUGGCCGUGAGGAGGUCCGCCUCAACUCCCGCCAGCGCGGCAGCCGUGUCCGCCAGGCCAUCACCGCCGCAUAA